CCGGCGGGGAGGACGCUGCCUGCGACACCCGCCGAGCGGCGCCCCCCGGAGCGCCCCGCUGUCGCCCCGCGGGGACGAUGAGGGCGGAGGGCGCCGACCACUCGAUGAUCAACCUGUCGGUGCAGCAGGUCCUGAGCCUCUGGGCCCAUGGCACGGUGCUGAGGAACCUCACGGAAAUGUGGUACUGGAUCUUCCUCUGGGCUCUCUUCUCCUCUCUGUUUGUCCACGGUGCUGCAGGCGUGCUGAUGUUUGUGAUGCUGCAGAGGCACAGGCAGGGCAGAGUGAUCUCCGUCAUUGCUGUCAGCAUCGGGUUUCUGGCUUCUGUAACUGGAGCAAUGAUUACUAGUGCAGCAGUGGCAGGCAUCUACAGAGUAGCUGGGAAGAACAUGGCCCCCCUGGAAGCCCUGGUGUGGGGCGUGGGGCAGACUGUACUGACGCUUAUCAUCUCCUUUUCAAGGAUCCUUGCGACACUUUGAAGUUCUGAGGGAAUGUCUUCAUAACUAAGGAAAUGGAUGUACAGCUUCCCCGGAAAUGGCAUUCACCAGCUAAAAUGCAAUGGUACAAGUGGGGACCCAGCAAGUCAAAAACCUAAGGAAGACCUUGAGACCUGUGGAAAGCCUGCCCUCUGGCGUCCAAGCGAUUGCACUACCGCACUGCACCUUAUGUGCCUCCAUCCCAGGCAAGGUGCACAAGACACUAUGUGAAGCUGCAAGAAAAAGCACCUUGUUUAGCUGCCAAUCAGGUUAACAUUGGUGUUGAAAUCAUUGUUCUAAACAGUGUUGUGUUAAGUUACAGAAACGUUUUGAGAAAUUGAUCUAUGUGCCAAACUUUUCUUUCUGUUAACACUGAUCAUGUGACAGUUCACAAGUGUAGAUGUAGGUGAGUGCUGUGAAUAUACUUGACAUGGAUUCAGGUAACAUAGUCAGAUUUUGUUUUGUUAUGCUAACUCUCAUGAAUACUGGAUACUGGGCUUUCAAUACUAAGGAAAGCAUUUGGUUUUUAAAGCUGUGUUUCUGGGAGUUGGGGCUUUAAUAUGUCUAUGUGUUGUUAUUUAAUUUAUGUGAAAAACAAUAGUCUUCUUAAUGGAGGAUUAGCUGAGCUGUUCUAAGGACUCAAAUAGACUUGUAGGGUGCGUACUUUUCAGUAACUUAGACCCUUUUAAUGGUUUCCCUCAUAUAUCAUAUUCUAUUUAUAUGGAUUCAAAACCUUUAUGGGUCAAACACAUUGUCACUUGUGUCUCAUAAAAAUUUAAUUUGAAAUUUUAUUUAUAAAUUUUGUAAGAAAAAGUCUGAAAUGCAUGUUGCAUUCCUUGACUCUAAAGUUUUUUGCC
Molecule: messenger RNA, 1330 nt
Organism: Acomys russatus (golden spiny mouse)
Lineage: Eukaryota; Metazoa; Chordata; Mammalia; Rodentia; Muridae
Gene: Tmem170b
Product: transmembrane protein 170B
Exons: 3
Coding region: 78-476 (132 amino acids)
Biological process (GO): negative regulation of canonical Wnt signaling pathway
Cellular component (GO): plasma membrane
Source: RefSeq, a predicted model, not a curated record